AUGAAGGCUGCGAGGUGGAGGGGCUGCGAGCUCUGCGGCGGUGCGGCCGCCGUGCACUGCGAGGCGGACGCGGCGUUCCUCUGCUGGGCAUGCGACGCCCGCGUGCACGGCGCUAACUUCCUCGUCGCGCGCCACCUCCGGCGCGUCGCCUGCGCCGGGUGCGGCGCCCUCGACGAGGACCGCCUCCUCGCCGGCGCUGGGUCUCCUCCGGUCCGCUCCCUGUGCAGCGCCUGUGGCCCCGCUGGGUCCGGAUUCUCUGACGACUCGGAAUCGGUCUCCUGCAUCUCCACCGCGGAGUCGAUCGCGGCCGCGUCGGCCGGGCGGCGGGGGCAGGCGAGUGCGGAGGGGGUUCUGGCGAGAAGGGGCGGGCGUGCCGGUCUGGGGAGGCGGCGCGUCGCGGAAGCGGUGCCCGCUGCUGUGGGGCGUCUGAGAAGGGCGUGCCGGGGAACGGCGGAGACGCGCUCGAGGGUGAGCUUGGAGGCGGCGCCGUGGCUCGCCGCGAGGAGGCGCGGGUGGAGAGGGGGCGGCACGCGGGAGGAGGCGAUGCUGAGGAGCUCCAGGGCGGCUUCGGGCGUGCCUGUGGAGCUCAUCGUUCGAGCCUCGACUCGGCUCGCAGGUGCUGCGAUGCGCGCCAGAGCCAUGGCCAUGGAAGAAGGUUGGGCUGAGUGCUAUUAA
Musa acuminata AAA Group (dessert banana) is the source of this 675-nucleotide messenger RNA. RefSeq names its product B-box zinc finger protein 32-like. Gene Ontology annotation, molecular function: zinc ion binding. Lineage: Eukaryota; Viridiplantae; Streptophyta; Magnoliopsida; Zingiberales; Musaceae. Bases 1 to 675 code for a protein of 224 amino acids. The record is from RefSeq and is a predicted model, not a curated record. The transcript has a single exon.